GGGGUGUCGACUUUCCGCCGCAGGCGGCCGGUGCUGCGCUAGGUCCUAGCCCUCCCCCCCCCCGGCCCCCACCCCCCGGCCCCUCCUUCGAUUGCUGUGGUCGGGUAGCGCCUGGCGGGCGGCCUGCGGGCGGGCCGUCCUCUCAGCCGUAGCCCACCCCCUCUUAAAGCCGCGGCGGGAAGAUGAGGUUUCGUGAGCCGUUCCUGGGCGGCAGCGCCGCGAUGCCGGGCGCGACCCUGCAGCGGGCCUGCCGCCUGCUCGUGGCCGUCUGCGCGCUGCACCUCGGCGUCACCCUGGUCUAUUACCUCUCCGGUCGAGAUCUGAGCCGCCUGCCCCAACUGGUCGGAGUCUCCUCUUCACUGCGAGGCGCCACGAACGGCGCCGCCGCCAGCAAGCAGCCCUCGGGAGAGCUCCGGCCCCGGGGCGCGCGGCCGCCGCCUCCUUUAGGCGUCUCCCCGAAGCCUCGCCCGGGUUCUGACUCCAGCCCUGAUGCGGCUUCUGGCCCCGGCCUGAAAAGCAACUUGACUUCGGUGCCAAUGCCCACCAGCACUGGAUUGUUGACUCUGCCUGCUUGCCCUGAAGAGUCCCCGCUGCUCGUUGGCCCCAUGGUGAUUGACUUUAAUAUUCCUGUGGAUCUGGAGCUUUUGGCAAAGAAGAACCCAGAGAUAAAGAUGGGCGGCCGUUACUUCCCCAAGGACUGUAUCUCCCCUCACAAGGUGGCCAUCAUUAUCCCAUUCCGUAACCGGCAGGAGCACCUCAAAUACUGGCUGUAUUAUUUGCAUCCAGUCCUUCAGCGCCAGCAACUCGACUAUGGCAUCUACGUCAUCAAUCAGGCUGGAGACACCAUGUUCAAUCGCGCUAAGCUGCUCAACGUUGGCUUUCAAGAGGCCUUGAAAGACUAUGACUACAACUGCUUCGUGUUCAGUGAUGUGGACCUCAUUCCGAUGGAUGACCAUAAUGCCUACAGGUGCUUUUCACAGCCACGGCACAUUUCUGUCGCAAUGGACAAGUUCGGGUUUAGCCUGCCUUACGUUCAGUAUUUUGGAGGUGUCUCCGCUCUCAGUAAACAACAGUUCCUUACCAUCAAUGGAUUUCCUAAUAAUUAUUGGGGCUGGGGAGGAGAAGAUGAUGACAUUUUCAACAGAUUAGUUCAUAAAGGCAUGUCUAUAUCACGCCCAAAUGCUGUGGUAGGCAGGUGUCGCAUGAUCAGGCACUCAAGAGACAAGAAGAACGAGCCCAACCCUCAGAGGUUUGACCGGAUCGCACAUACAAAGGAAACGAUGCGCUCUGAUGGUUUGAACUCACUUACCUACAAGGUGUUGGACAUACAGAGAUACCCGUUAUAUACCAAAAUCACAGUGGACAUCGGGACACCAAGAUAGCAUUUUGGUACAAAUAAGAGACCCGAGGAUGGCCGGAGACCUCAGAUGUGUGUCUCCGCCAGUCGACUGGGCUGGGCCCUCUCAUUUGUUCAGUCUGAAUGAUCGUUCUCCUUCCUUACACUCAGACGACUUUCCAGGUGCCCAGGGUGAGUGUCACGUUUGCCCACAGCCUGGCUCGGCACUGGGUGAAAUCCUACAAGGUGUUUAUCAGUGUAAAAAGGUCAGCUUUUGGAGAGGCUUCUUGGACACGUCACCCCCAAAGAGUCGGAACUGUGCCCAGCUCCAACCUUAGUGACUGUGGGUCAUAGUCCCACUGUUGAAACUGCUAAAGUGUGACAUGGGUAAGAGCUUUGCUUUAGUCGGUGAUGUUCAUACUUCAUGACCAAUGGAGGCUGCUGCUGAAUUCGGAUUCACAAGAUAUUCUUGCAUAUUUUUUUAUACAAAAAAAUCAAAAUUUCAAUCAGUCUCGUGUUCUGUCCCUUUCCUACGUCCUCUCACCGGUAUGCAACUAUUACAAUCACUGCGUGUUCGUCUUUUCUUAGCAAAAGAGUUUUAAAACUUGAGCCUGGAGCUUGGUGUCCUGUGAGUGUGGCUGCCAAGGCCUUGCCCUUAGAGCAGGGGACUCUCACUUCCGUGACCCGUCUCCAGAUCCCUGUCUGAUUUCUGAAUGUAAAGAGGUUUUUUGUGGUUGUUGUUUUGUUUUGUUUUUGUUUUUAGAAGCAGUUUGUAGUAUUUUAAAGAAUAAAUCAAGUUUUGAUUAUGCUAUAGGUUGAUUUUUGUGUUGAUCCAAAUUGGAAUAGCUAUUGAGUGUUUUAAGUCGUGACUUUAUUUUUCUGGGCAUGCUAUAUAAACUUGAAUUUCCUAUGUAUUUUUAUUGUGGUAUUUUAAAUGUGGGGGAAGGGAUUGAGUAUUUUUUAGGGGGAAAAAAUAACAUAUGCUGUCGCGGUCACAAAGGAGCCUCUGAUGUAGCUGGCAGGCCAGGUUUGUAAAGAGCAAAGUUACUUUCGGGUCCCUUGCUAAGGGAACAGGUCAGCGUAUCCUGCCAGACCUCUGGGUCAGCAACCUGGGAGAUAGCAUCUGCUUACCCGGCAGAGCUCUCCCUCCACCCCCCCAGGUGGGCUGGGUGGAGGACCCUCAGCCUCCCAGAACUGACCCCCUCAUGGCCCUAGGCUGUGGGGUUGGAAAAUCUUAGCAGUCAGGUUGUUUACCAUCCCUCCCAGCCUCCCCCAGCACCACACUCCCUGACCUGCCGAAAGUACCCAGCUCUUACUUUUCUCUUGCUCUUCUCUUUCCUUCUCCCCUCUCCCUUCUCACUCCUUUGCUUCCUUCCCUAAAAUUCCCUGUGGCACUCAGGGUCAGACUGUUCAUUCUCCGGCAUGACUGUGCCUUUUCGUGAGAGGUCUAGAACGUCCACCUGAACCCACACCCCGUUCUUCCUGAGAAUCCUGGUGCCUAGAUAGCCCCUCCGUCACCACUCAGGGUUUUAGCAGGGGCUGCCACUGCUCAGUCUAAGCCAUGAGGGGUCAUUCACAAACCGGCCUGUGCCAGGCAGUGCUCUGUACCUGCGGUGACGUGGCCCAGGGCACUCCGACCGUCAGGCUGAGAGGGCUUCCAAGAUGAGGCCUGAGUUGGGACCGUAAGGUUCAGCUAUCUAAUCCUAGAGCUAAGCCCUUUGUGCUGUGGCGGCCUGGACUCCAGCCCUGAGUAUAGAGGUUGCGUGGAUGGCUGCCCUGGUCCUACCUGUGCCUUAUUGCUUGGAGCAGCGCAGUCUUAGCUGCCUUCCCCAGAAGCCUUGUUAUGUGUGGGUUAGAAACUCUUCCCCAGCCAGAGCAGCCAGGCUGUGCAAAACCUGUGCUCUCUCGGUUUCUCGUGCCUCUAGAAGGCCAUUAAAACCAAGACUGGAUGAACUGAGAGGAGGUGGGGUUUUUUGUUUGUUUUGGUUUGUUUUGUUUUCUGUCCCCAGAUCCUGACUUUUCCAAAGUGCCUUAAAAGAAGGGAGAUCACAGACACAUGGAGUGUGUUACUUCCUCCCCUCCUAGAGCAAAACUUCACCUUUUCUCUGUGCUGUUCCUGUUGGGUUUUGUUCAUGUCAAAUGUGUGGUUCAUUCUCAGAACCAAGGGAAAUUGUCUUGCCUGUUCUUUCCGUUUCCUCCCAGCAUGCUUUGGGGCACCUCAGGCCCAAGGCACACCCAAGGCACUGUUAUUAGGCCUGGGCAUUUGCCUGACCCAGGAGAUGCCAUUGGGGGCUGGAGGAUUGAGGGGGCAGGGACCAUUUCCUUCACUUGGGAAUUCUUACCCUGUUGUCCCAUGCUGUGCCUUUCUCUGUCUAUAUUUUUGUUGGUGGCCUGUGUGGCAGGGCCCUUGGGAAAGCUCAGAGUCACAGAAAGGCAAAGGAAACGUGCUGCCCUUUAGCCUGGCAGGGUCUCGGCUGCCCACUGGGCUGUUACAGACCUGUGAUGCUCUGUGUGUAUUUUGAUAUCCCAUGUGUAUAGAUGUAUUUACCACUGGGGCUGGGAGUGGGUGGCUGUCUCUGACCUUGAUGUUCAGAACAGACAUCUGUAUUUUUGCCUUUGAAAUGCAGUAAUAUAACAUGAAUAAAUGACCCUAUCUUUGUAA
Rattus rattus (black rat) is the source of this 3998-nucleotide messenger RNA. It is a transcript of the gene B4galt1, whose product is annotated as beta-1,4-galactosyltransferase 1. The record is from RefSeq and is a predicted model, not a curated record. Gene Ontology annotation, molecular function: cytoskeletal protein binding; beta-N-acetylglucosaminylglycopeptide beta-1,4-galactosyltransferase activity. Lineage: Eukaryota; Metazoa; Chordata; Mammalia; Rodentia; Muridae. The coding region runs from base 183 to 1382 and encodes 399 amino acids. Gene Ontology annotation, biological process: protein N-linked glycosylation; carbohydrate metabolic process. The transcript has 6 exons.